This is a messenger RNA of Cryptococcus wingfieldii CBS 7118, 1125 nucleotides long. RefSeq lists its product as hypothetical. Lineage: Eukaryota; Fungi; Basidiomycota; Tremellomycetes; Tremellales; Cryptococcaceae. The transcript has 6 exons. The coding region runs from base 1 to 1125 and encodes 374 amino acids. The record is from RefSeq and is a predicted model, not a curated record.
AUGUCCACCCGCCUCGAGAACCUUGAUAGCGACCUCAAAUUCGGCGUCGCAUCCGCCCUUCUCGGUCUCCACCCUUCACAUACGUUUGUUCAGAAAUUUGAAGAGCUGCAGAAAGCGGGAUUUAGGUAUUGCGAGGUGUUGACGGCGGAUUAUAUUGGGUGGGUGAGGCAGCAGAAGCCGGAGCUACCCGAAUCCACCUGUCCCCCAGCAUGGGCCGAAUUCAGCGAACCAGACCCCUCCGACUCGGAGAUCUGGGCCGCCCUCUCCACCUUCGCUCCCAAAUUCACAGCCCUCGCCAACCAGUAUGGUCUCAAAGUCAUCGUGCUCCAGCCUUUGCCCCAUUUUGAAGGAUGGCCAGAGGGACAUGAGAGGGAGGAGUGGUCGAGGAGGAAGGCGGAAAGGUGGUUGGGGUUGUGUGCGGAGCUCGGGGUGGAGUUUUUACAGGUCGGUGCGAAUGAUAGGAAAGACGCUACUGCAGACGACGAAAAAACGGCUUCCGACAUGCGCUGGCUCGCAGACCUCGGCGCGAAACAAGACCCACCGGUCAAGAUUGCAUACGAAUGCUGGUGUUUUGGUGACCUGCGAGGCGACUGGGAGGACCAUCCAAACCUCGGACUCUGCCUCGACACCGCCCAACUCGCGCUCUCCCCAACAUACGGCUGGGACCCCCUCACCGGCAACGGCUGGUCCCUCCCCGAAUACACCUCCAUGCUCUCCCGCCUCCGCACCCUCCCCAAAGACAAGAUCUUCUACCUCGAGCUCUCCGACGUGCUCCAGCCCUCACCACCCCUUUAUGGGGGAUCCAAAUUCGACGAGUCAGCGAGGGAAGAUGAAAAGGGGUAUGGGAAGGGAAAGAAUGCAAGGGGGAAGUGGGUGUUUUAUGCAAGGCAUGUACCGCUUGUGGGGCCGAAUGGGGGGACAGGAGAGGGGGAUGGUGAGGAGGAGCGGGCGAGCGAGGUUGGGGAGAGUGACGCUGCGAGGGUGGUGGAGACGCUCAAGUCGAUAUUCAGCACUGGCUGGCGGGGAUACUGCAUGUUUGAGGCGUUUGAGAGUAUCUAUAUGGGGGCGGAUGAUCCGGGCGUGCCGAGGAGGUAUGCGCAGGCUUUCGAGAGCGCCGCUAUUUAG